Messenger RNA from Diceros bicornis minor, 1895 nucleotides. RefSeq names its product transmembrane protein 272-like. The transcript has a single exon. NCBI's taxonomy places the organism in Eukaryota, Metazoa, Chordata, Mammalia, Perissodactyla, Rhinocerotidae. The coding region runs from base 128 to 454 and encodes 108 amino acids. The record is from RefSeq and is a predicted model, not a curated record.
UUCCCUCUCUCUCCGUUUCUCCGCUACCUUCUAUCCCCUCUCCUCCCUCUCCUUUGCUGCUCUGCCCUCUGACCCCUCACUUCCUACCACAACCCAGGUGUCCCUCCCGCUGUACGACUCCGCCAGGAUGAGGCGGCUUCUGUCCAAGGCUGUGGUGAUUGCGGCUACCCGCGAUGAUGAGUACCCCUGGAGGCAGAAUGCGCAUUAUAUCCUCCUCAUCCUCAGCUUCUUCCUCUUCCUCUGCUUCAUCCUGGGGAACUACUGGCUCUUUUCUGUUCACCUGCCUGAUUUUAUUCCACCUUUCCAGCAGCCUCGGGAUUACUGUGACAAAAUCCUGUACCUCUUCGCUGUAGGGGUCCAUGUGCUCAGCCACAUCGUGCUAGUCUUACUCGUCCUGUGCAGUGGUUGUAUCUACGUCUGGUUCAGGUGGAGAUCUGUUGUUGAUGAAGACUGAGAACCACCACCUCCAGCACACACGCACACACACAUGCACACAGGUACACACACGGACACAUGCAUGCACAUGCACACAAGUAUGCACACACAGACACAUGGACAUAUACCCACACACACACGCACACGCACAUUGUUGCAGGAGAAGAGCAUGCUGUAAAGGCAAUAAAACCUUCCCUGCAGGCAUUUAAGAAACCACCAAAAUGUGCCAAGUAUUCUAGCAGACUAAAACUCUUGACUUUCAGAGGGGGAAUUUUGAACUCGUAAGAGUUUUCAAGGGAUUUUUUUUUUUUGAGGGGAUGUGGUAAGGGAGGCAAAGAAUGGGUGACCUUUUCAAAUCACAGUGCAAUUCCAAUGAUUGUUACAAGAGCAAGGUUUGUUGUUGUUACUGUUGCUACUGCUAUGUUGUCAUCCAGGGGCACCUUGAAGUUACAGAAAGAGCAUGGACUUUAAAUAAGACUUUACUUGCUAUGAUGGCUUUUGGUAUGAAAAGGAGAAAGGUGCUCUUACUUAAUGACUCCAGCUGCCUUUUAGGAAAGUUAAGGAGUACUCUUUUCCACUCCCAAAUCAUCAGAUGGGUUUGAUCUGACAGGUAAGGGCAUCCUAAAGAGGACUAUAGAAUCUGCCAAGAUCAAGGAAGCAGAUUCCACAUGGCGGCUCUGGGCUGGCCCUCUAGCCUAGUGUCACAGAGAGCAGCCACUCUUUCACAGUGGGCUGUGUGUGGUGCCACUGCAAAUUCUUUGCUUGGCCUCGAGUCUGCUUCUUUCCCUGGUUAUCUGUGUACAUCUCUGUGAUUUGCUGAUGGCAUAAACCAGUUUUGUGUUUUUUUGGCCGGGUUGCACGCGUGUCGUUAAUGUAGAUGCUUUUUGGUCUCUGAGUUUAAAUAUUGCACAGUAGUAAAUCUACUUAAUGCCAGGUUAGGGUUUGGAAGCCUUUUGUCAACCAAUUUGUCUGGAGGGCCAGGAUGACACCCAACAGCGACCACUAACAUCCUCUCUCACUGCUGUUGUGAGAGGAAGUUCCUGGGAGCUGGGGCACCCUGUCAGUGUGUCAGCCCUCGUGGGGGAGCCCCCAUGCUUUAGAGUUUUAGGUGAAGACUCUGUCAUGUGUGUUUCUAGGGGCAGUGCCCAGGGGGAGCGUGGCACCUGCUUAAUUGUGCUUCUAUCUCAGCCACAUGCACAAACCAACCCAAGCGGUCAUCGAUGCCGAGUGGCAUCUCCCUUUAUCAGAAGUGUCAGCUCAAACCGAGAGGCUCACUCCUCUCUGUGGCUUUAAGAGAAAAGGACCAGUGAGUCCCAUGGAGAGUUCCUAUUGAGUUUGAAGGCACUCUCUGGGCAUCUGUCACCUAGAAUCACGUUUGGCCCUGGUUUCUUCCCAGGUAACAAGAUGGUGCUGGCUGCGUCCUCUGGUGGGCAGAGGGGGGAAAGCCCCUAUUCUGCCCU